Cladophialophora psammophila CBS 110553 is the source of this 867-nucleotide messenger RNA. RefSeq lists its product as uncharacterized. The record is from RefSeq and is a predicted model, not a curated record. Lineage: Eukaryota; Fungi; Ascomycota; Eurotiomycetes; Chaetothyriales; Herpotrichiellaceae. The transcript has a single exon. The coding region runs from base 1 to 867 and encodes 288 amino acids.
AUGGUCCAGCCGUGUGCACCGCUCGACGACUUGGUAUCCAAUGGCCUGGGCACGAUGGCGCAGGGGUUUCAGAAGACGUUCCAGCACACGGCCAUCACGGCCGAGCUGACGGGCCAAAGCGACAUGACUCCCAAGCAGCUCGACGCCAUCGGGAUCCAGUGCCGAUCGACCUCCAAGACCGGCACGGCGACCAUCGACGGCCGCACGCGCACGUACGCAUACCUGACAUACCAAGAAGCCGACGCCAUCCCGUCAGGCACGGUCGUCCCGCUGGCCAUCGCGAUCCCGCGCCUCUUCCGCAGCGAAGUCUCCGCCGCCCUGGCCGACACCCUCGCCGGCUCCAACAUGGACCUCAACCCCAUGGCCUACGUGGCCUCCAUCGUCUCGUGGCUGCAGAACCUUUACAGGCCCGCCGACGCCUUCCACCCCCAGCCGAUAUAUUGCGACGCAGAGGAGAACGUCGAUGUCAGCGCAACCAGCACGUGGCAGCAGCUGCAAUUGCUCAACUCGACGCAAUUCCUGACGAGCAUGCUGCGCGCACACCAGGAAUACGCACUGGAAAUGAGCCGCCCGCCGCCAACGGGGCUCGACCGUACCGCCGCUUUCACGGGCAACGUCAGCACCGUGCCUGCGCCGCCGGUGCUUGCGCUGCUGGCGCUGUGGGCGCUCGCGUGUGCCGUUUUGGGCGCCACGUACGCCCGCCGGCGCCGCUGGAGCGAGACGCUCGACGGCUUCUCCAUGUUCCGCUUCAGCGCGGCCUCAGGCUUGGGCUAUACUGAUACCGUUGCGUUCAGCGGCGAUGUGGUGCAAAGCACCAGACAUUUCCGCGAGUGUCGCGUUGAAGGGGCUGCCGGGGUUUGUGGCUGA